This is a messenger RNA of Mesorhabditis belari, 465 nucleotides long. The record is from the annotation of a GenBank genome assembly. NCBI's taxonomy places the organism in Eukaryota, Metazoa, Nematoda, Chromadorea, Rhabditida, Rhabditidae.
AUGGCACCCUCAAUUCUGCGUCCACUUGGCCCUUUCUCACAUCGAAAUUGUCGAAAUGUGCCCGUUGAUGCAUCGUAUUGUUUAUGUGAAUAUCGAAAGGAGAAAAUUGAAGAUGAAGAACUUGGUCAUAGAAUGGCACAAUUUGUGAUCGAUGAGAUCAACGAGAUUUUCGUUGAGUUUAAUGUGACAAAACUUUGCACGCCGUUGACGUUGGAGAAAGUUGAAAAGGUGGAGAAAACGAGAAUAUAUGAGAUCUCGGUGAAGGCAGCGCCUAGUGGAGGGAAAUUUAGUACGGUGCUGAAGCUUGUGAACAACGGUGAUCUCCAGAGAAACGGUGACAUUCUCCGAUUGAACUCUUAUAAAAAAGCGGGUGAUUGUGUGGCGAGUUCAUUGCCAGAUUUGAGGCCAUUGUGUUAUUGCAGAGAACAAAAAAUGGAGAAAUCUGUUAGAAGAAAAAGUCGGAAA